Molecule: messenger RNA, 2891 nt
Organism: Sphaerulina musiva SO2202
Lineage: Eukaryota; Fungi; Ascomycota; Dothideomycetes; Mycosphaerellales; Mycosphaerellaceae
Exons: 2
Coding region: 183-2654 (823 amino acids)
Biological process (GO): P-body assembly; deadenylation-dependent decapping of nuclear-transcribed mRNA
Cellular component (GO): P-body
Molecular function (GO): RNA binding
Source: RefSeq, a predicted model, not a curated record
GUCUACCGUACAUGUACUGACAACCACUCGCGCUCAUUGCUAUAUCGCCUCUCUCGGAGCAUAGCGCCGCUUGAGGUCGACGCUUACUGAUUGGCGCUGUUGCGCUCCGCCUGCCACUUCACCUCACGACGCACGAUAUCAACACUCGCCUCUUCCGCAGCCCCGCCACCACUACCACCGCCAUGUCGUUUUUCGGCUUCGACACCGCCCUGCCCCGGGACAAGGGCGCGCAACAGUCAAGCUCGCGAGGCAUGUUUGAUGCCCACGACCCUUUCGCUGGCUUGGGCGGCGACACAGAAGGUCAAAUGCUGGAUUUUGAGGAGACAUACGACGGUUUGGGCGCCCGCUUGCAAGAAGCUGGAGAUGACUUCAACGACGCUACCUUUGGCGGCGAUGAACCGGUGACUCGUGAGGGAGUGGGCAGGGACUUCGACUUUGCUGGUCAGACGGCAGGUAUGCGUGAUACUCUCCUCGAAGAGCAAAUCUUGCACCAGGCGAGGCAGCCUUAUGCUCAACCUCGCGCGCCGCAGAAGCCCACAAAGACUGGCUAUGAGGCGUACAAACAGCCAGAGUAUAUCCCAAAGCUCGAGGCCGAUGCCUCCAUCUGGGGCAGCUCCGUCGCGAAGAAGGCGGAGCCAGUUCGACAGCACGAGGCUGCCGCGAGGAUGAUGACCGUGGAAGAGCUGGAGGCGCAAAUGCGAGCGCAAGCACGGCCUACACCACCAAUGCAGCAACAGCCAACGCCAGACUUUCACUCUCAGUCGCAAGGGUUGAAGAAUAUGCUGGGUCUUGGCGGUGGUGCUCCAACUCCACCUCAAGUGCAGCCUCAGUUCGAGCAGCAGAGAGUGCCGCAGAUUCUUCAGCGUCCUCCGCAGCAGUUCCAGCAGCCUCAGACCCCACAAGAGUUGCCAGCACAGCCUUCGCCUGGUCACAGUCACAGUCAGCGCGCGCCUCAAAUUCUGCAGAGACAGCACACUCCUAUCCAUGCUCGACCACCAUCGCAAGACUUCCGUGGUCAGCCACAGCCUCAGCAAUUUCACCAGGGUCCGCCUCCACACCCAGGUGGGUUCCCGAUGGGUGGUCCACCUGUCCAGCCACGGGGUCCGCCAAUACACCCUGCGCACAAUCGCGGCCCAUCAUACAAUGGCCCGCCAAUCACACAGGCACAACAGAUGAUGAAUAUGUCUUCGGAAGCCCGUGAAGCAUACAUGGCAGAAGAAGCAAAGCGGGCCAAGAGAAACCACAAAAUUUUCCUGCUUAGCAAGAACAACGGUCUUAUGACACCGCAGGACAAGAACUUCAUCACUCGAAUCCAGCUACAGCAAUUGCUGACUGCCACCGGUGGUAUUGACAACGAGUUUGGUAGCAAAGAGCAGCUUGCCGAGGACUUCUACUACCAAGUCUACGCCCAGAUACGUGGUCCUCCAAGAAGCGGUCCUGGCCAGCCCCUUAACCAGUUCGCUCAGACGUACUUGUUCCAGACUGGGAGCCGCUAUGGGUAUGGUCGCAGCCGGCAUCACCCUCGCGGCGGCGACAACCAUGUCCAACGCAUGGAACAGCAGGUCGCGAGAGCCGUCGAGGCAGCAAAGAAUAGGCCGAAGAACAAGUCGCUGGUCAUGGAAGGAUCGCUCGGCAAGAUUGCAUUUAGUAAUUCCAAGACACCACGUCCGCUUCUGAACAUCAAGCGUCCCGAUGCUGCAGACAUCCGCAAGCACCACCCAACGAAGCCAGCUGAUCGCAAGACUGGACUUCGAGAUAUUGAAAAUCUGUACUCGACGCUGAUGAGGCUAGAGGACCAUGAGCGCGAAAUGCCACUGCCACCGAAUGAAGAAAGUGGGCCUGACGUGAUCGAAGGCCACAUGAGAUGGAGAAGCGCUAUGCAGGAGCUCAAUGAGCAACUGUGGGCCGCUCUUCGCAUCAUGGUCGAGAUCAAUCCCAACUCAAGCUCGCCGCACCCAUUCAUCCAAAUCCUCUCCCACAGCAAGGGCAAGAAGGCUAUCCCUCGCACAUUCAGACAUCUAGACGACCAACAACGCCUGACGAUGCUCACUCUCGUGGUUAUCCAUCUCGACAUACUAGAUGUCAUUCGCGACGCAUACCCGCCGGCCGACAACUCGGCGAUUCCAGCUCGAGUCAAGGAAGAAGUCAACCUCUUCAACCAAGCCGUGAUUCCACCACUUUUCAGCUACGUCAACGAGGCACCUCUCACUAUCAUCAUCGGCCUCCUCGGCCUCGUUUUGGAACGAACCCAAGUCCAAGCUAUUGUCCGGACCAAGAUCGGCCUCAGCAUUCUUACCAUGCUCAUUUCGAGGGCCGAGCUCCUCAAACAAUCUGCUCCAGCCACCGACUUUGAACAAUUCUCCGAUUUGUACAAUCGACUUUUCGAUACUCUAGAACCAGUCCUUCCAUUCGUCUUUCCAACUGAUGGACCUGUUUCUGCUUCGGAGGAUGUUCAUGUAUGGCAAUUUUUGGCUGCCAUGGGCGUGGGAGCUAGUCCGGAUCAACAGCAGAGACUUGUUUUGGGGGUCAAGGAACGGGUCAUGGAGACCGUCGGCGUCAGCAAGACGCUGCCGGAGGAGAUGAGUCUGAAGAGAUUGGCGGAUGUGAAUCUGUUCAUGAGGGCUAUUGGGUUGGAUGUUGAGCUGCUUGGCUGAUCUUUUCCACCCUGCAGAUAGACAGCCAAUGAGUGAUGUGCAGUCACUGCCCUAAACGGAUGAAGAUCGAGGUUCUACUGGUAGUAAUAAGUCGAAGAGCGAAAGUGGUCGGUCCAGAAGAUAAGAGAAGAGAAAAGAGGAACAGAACAGGAUUUUUUGAGACUACUGCUGAACAUGCGCGGUAGCAAUGUCGUGAGAAGAAGAGAGAAGAAUCGAAUUAGUUACUGCAAUCAUUCC